UCUCACCCUCUCUCUGUUUUGUCUCCAGGGCUUCGUCUGCAGGAGUCAUGUGACCCGGAGCAUUCUGAGCAGCUUCUGCCACCAGCCCCCCGCGUCCAUGCCCCGGUCAGUCCUGGGGGCCCUGACCCUCUCCACCGCCAUGAAGUGUGAUCCCCGCGACGGCUGCUCCCUGCUGCUGCGUGUGAACACCUCUCUCAGGCUGCACGAGAGCCUGCGGGGCCUGGAGGCCUGCGCCCUGAGCAUGGACACGCAGGAGACACGCUGUCAGAGCAUGCGCGUCCCCAGGGCCUCGCGCCGGCUGCACGUGGGGCAGCAGCUCCAGGUGCACUUCGGCUGUUUUGAGGUCAGCGCAGCCCAGAGCGUCCACGUCACCCUGAGGACUGUCCCCCACUUCUGUGGGGUGCGGCUGGAACAGCAGUACCAUGUGGAAGGCUGUGGAGACGAGGACGUGGGGAGGAACCUGCCCGGCUGCCUUGCCCGGAAGCUGUCCUCCUGGGUGGAUCGCAGUCGCAAGGUCAUCCUGGUGCAGCUGCCCGAGGCCCCCGGGGGCACCGACUACUACGUGCGGCUCUGCCUCAAGUGGUUCACCUGCGAGGACGACCUC
Myotis davidii is the source of this 604-nucleotide messenger RNA. RefSeq names its product interleukin 17 receptor E-like (gene IL17REL). Gene Ontology annotation, molecular function: interleukin-17 receptor activity. NCBI's taxonomy places the organism in Eukaryota, Metazoa, Chordata, Mammalia, Chiroptera, Vespertilionidae. The transcript has 6 exons. The record is from RefSeq and is a predicted model, not a curated record. The annotation marks the transcript as partial.